Messenger RNA from Botrytis byssoidea, 2407 nucleotides. RefSeq lists its product as uncharacterized. The transcript is spliced from 2 exons. Lineage: Eukaryota; Fungi; Ascomycota; Leotiomycetes; Helotiales; Sclerotiniaceae. Bases 306 to 2024 code for a protein of 572 amino acids. The record is from RefSeq and is a predicted model, not a curated record.
AAAGCAUUGUCGACAUGAUCAACAUCGAAAUCUUUCAAAUUACCUAGGUAAUUGAUAUUUUCAAUAACAAAGAAUUGUUUCAAAAAAUUCAUUCUCUCAAAAGAAUAAAUACACAGAAUUUUUUAAUUCGAGUUUCUGCAGCUUCAAUGCCGAUCAGGAGCAUUUCACAACAAUCAAAGAUCCUCAGCCUUGAGUUGAAAUAGGAGACUCAAUUCAAUACAAACGCGGCUCGAUCUAACAACAAAACCUGCAACAAAGAAUAUUACAACAAAAUCCAAUCUUACUCUAAUCUAUUCGAUCUCAAAAUGGAUCAAAUUUUCAAAAUCAAAGAUGCUGUCGUUAAUUACCUUUCUCCCGUCGCGAAGCGUCGUAGAACAAUGGGGGAACCUCAAACACCAGGUUACAUCGAAUUCGACGACGAACACCAGUUUCUUUCCGAACCACAAAAUAACAGGAGGUCUCUUGAUUUCGCAUAUGGUCGCACGGAUCAAAAUUAUACUCCGAAAGAAGAUAGAACGACGCCCACAAGAAAUCCCCUUAAACGUUCUCGCGAAGACGAUGAAGUUGAAGGACCUAUAUUUUCAGGAGAUGAUAUCUCGCCAAAGCAAGCUUCUUCGCACAACGUCACUGAGAGUGAUGAAGAAUCGGAGACUCCAGAUUAUAUGGAUGAAGACGAAGAUGAAGAAGAGGAAGAGGAUCUAAUUUCUGCCCAGCAAAAAGUAGAUGAAUAUCUUGCAAAGCAGGCUGCGGAAUUUGCUAUGGCAAAAGAGACGGUAGAAAGAGCUCGAGCAGAUGGCGAAUGGUCUCCCGAAGAACUCUUUUUAUUGGAAAGACUUCAAUACAUGGGCCAUGAAGGACUUUUGCCGCACUGGGCAAAGGAGCGGAAUUUUCGGACGGUUCCUGAGGCUAUGUUUUGCCCUGAUGACAAUGCCCUUUUGGGUGAGAGUAGUAAAUCUAUCCAAAUGUUAGAAUUCCUCGUCCAUUAUCUACCUCGUCGCGUACAUGAUAGAUACUAUGGUGGAUCGGGCCCGCCUGAAGCGCAGAUGCGACAAUGGAUUGGCAAAUACGUAGAAUGGACUGAAAGGGAUGGCGGUUACUAUAAGAAAAAGUUUAUUCCAGUUCUGUGCCUUGUUGAAGGUCGAUGGCGCGCGCCCGCUGCAGAAACAACUAAACGCCUCAAAGAUCAAAUGAAUUUUCAUGCUGAAUCAUGGCGUCGAACACUACUACGUCCUUCACCCAUUGUCAAUGAGUUUGGCGAGACAGAAAUAUACUUUCGACGUCCGCCUCUUAUUUAUGGAAUUCUUUACAUACAAGCCAAAGCUCUUUUCGUCACACUGGACUCUUCGGAUCCACAAGCAAAGAUUAGAGAUAUUCACGUUUGUGAUUUCUUAGAUACAAGCAAGCAUUUUUGGCAUGCUAUAUCCGUUGCCAUAGUGGCCAAAAUUGCGCAAAGAUAUAUGAUGUCGAUCGUUGAUACGUUGGAGGAUGACGACCCGCCGGAACCAGAUUCGUGUAGCGAAAAUGAAUUAGAAUCUGCACGUGCGAGGGAAAAGAGAUUGCAGAAAGAAGCAAAGAUGUUGGAGCGAGAAAAAGAGCGUCAACGCCAGGAAGACCUUUCGAGACUUGAGCAACAAAUGAAUCAAAUUAAGAUGGAAGAAGAGGAAGACAAUGUUUUGGAGUCCAUCGAGGAGUAUGAGAGAGUGGAGAUUAUUGAGGGUGAAGAAGAAGAACAGGAAGACUUUGAGGACGAUCGACCAUCAAUGUCGGAAUAUGACGAGGAAGAAGAGGAAGAAAUGGAGGUUGAGGUUGAUGAGGACGAAAACGAAAAUGAAAGUGGUGAGCAAAGUGCGGAUGAAGAAUUAAUUAGUGAUGAAGAUAUUGAGGAUGCUGAAGAGGACGUCGAAGAUGAAGAUGAGCCAGACGACAGCAAUGUUAGCAACGAAAGCGAUAACGAAAAGGUUGAAGUCGGAAAUCUCUACGGAACGGGACGUAGCCCUAGAUCAGCAAGCUCAGAUGAAUUGUAGCAACGCUAUCGCUCUACUGUUGUUUGGAAAGUACGUACAUAUUGAUUUUUUGUAUGAUUAUUCUGUUGGAUGUAAGAUUGCUACUUUCAAUUUUUCUUUCCUUCAAAGGUUCUUCGCCCGCAUCUACAUGCAGCAGUCACGCCACUGUAGAGUCGAUCCAACCAAAACGUAUUGAGAAUGCGCUCGGGCAAACUGGCUUCGAAGAGAUCAUUGUGAGGCAUCUAACAAAUUCUCUCUGAUAUUGGUACAUUAUGGAAUACCUGGAAAGGAUAAUACUAGGCAAGGGACUGGGUCGAGGGAGAAACCAUUAUGGAUUAUAAUUUUUUUGAUUUUCCUUCCAGCUGUUUUCCUGUCAUGAAAUACCCCCUUUCACUUUAGCGCAA